Messenger RNA from Synchiropus splendidus (mandarinfish), 2496 nucleotides. Its product is annotated as tumor protein p53-inducible protein 11-like. The record is from RefSeq and is a predicted model, not a curated record. The transcript is spliced from 7 exons. Bases 78 to 647 code for a protein of 189 amino acids. Lineage: Eukaryota; Metazoa; Chordata; Actinopteri; Syngnathiformes; Callionymidae.
CGAUGUUUCUGCACUUCUGUCCUCGCUGAGAUAACCGUAACUCCGGAGGCUGCUCCCCUUCCUGCUGUGUGCUCACCAUGGCCUCUAAACCACACGCUCCUCUAAUGAAGAAGCACAGUCAGACAGACUUGAUAAGCCGUUUGAAGAGUCGGAAAGUACUUGGAGUCGGCGGAGAAGAUGAUGACGGGGAGGUGCACCGCUCAAAGAUCAGUCAAAUGCUUGGAAACGAGACAAAGUUUGCUGUGCGGGAGCCAGUAGGAUUGAGAGUGUGGAUUCUUCUCUCUGCUGUCGGCUUCACGCUUAUGGCUCUAAUGGCAAUGCUGUUCCCAAACCAGCUAUAUGAGGUGGUGUUUGAAGAGAAACUCUCCACAACUAGCAUCUCUGUUCGGCUUUACGGUGGGGCCCUGCUGAGCCUCUCUCUUAUCAUGUGGAACGGUCUCUACACGGCAGAGAAGAAUGUCAUCCAGUGGACACUCCUCAGUGAAGCCUGCUACUUUGCAGUCCAGUUUUUAGUGACAUCCAUCACCUUAAUAGAAAUCGGCAUCCUGCCCAACGCUGCCAUGCUGCUGCUCAUCAGUCGACUGCUCUUCCUGGUGGUCACCAUGGCCUACUACUACCACCUGGGCCGCAAGCCAAAGAAGAUCUGAACUGAAGACUUGCGCAGACAGAGGACGGAGCACAAAUCACAAACAGGGGUCUGGAGGUUUGGAAUAUGAUGUUGCUGGCGGGUUGUUGUAACGCCAGUGGCUACGACCUGCCACCAAACCUUCAUGUGAUCUGAUUUAUUAUUAACGUCAUCUUUAAAAAUUGCACCUCCUGAGUUGUGAAGUUAAGGUUGGCAGAGGGAAAAAAAAAAAAACAAGCUGUGUGUUUCAUUGUCCAAAAUUACGUUUUAGAUUUGAUUAAGGAAAAAAGAUGUUGUCAAAAUUUUGCGUCACAAACAUUUGAAUCUUAACUCUAUCUCUUAAUAACGACAGGACCAAAACUUGGAGUUCUUAUUUGCUCCUGUCUGUGUAGAGCUGUGACUCGACCAUCUGCUUGACAGUCGGAGUGCGGAAACAAAAGGAACGUGAUUCAGGCACAGAUGUAUAAGCUAAAGUUUGUACUCUACUGGUAGCUUUCUUGGUCAGUGCGUACAGAGGUCCAGGUUUCCAAAAUACACUCUUGGACACAAGUUUUUCUUUCCUCAUUAUUCGAGCCGUUGGUUCGACCAAAGUGAACCGGUUCUAUGACUAAUGACUUGGUUGGAUCAGGUGUUUUUCCUCGUGCAGACUUGUGUGACGAUCACUGAUAUCCAAAACAGUUGUUCACAAAUGUGUUUAACAGGCUGACUAAAGUGAUUCUGAUGGUUCCUUAUUCGUGAUGUAGCAUAGUUUUAAGUCUUGCCUUAAAAAGUAAAGUCUCCAACACUGCAUUUGUUGUUUUGUAAAUAUGUAAAUAGAACCAUCUGGUUAUCUUGUGAGACGGACGACAGGGAUCUUGCUCAGUGUUAGUUAUUUCUCUUGUGUUGCUGUGUCUUAUUUUGUACUUAUUUAACUUGGUUUCAACAACAUGCAUGUAUCAUGAAGAAAAGGAGAAGAUAAUGUACUUUGUAGCAAAUGAACCACCGUAUCAUCCCUCUGAGUUUGAAGGGGAUAUUUUUGGAUUCCAAAGUUAAAAAUGGCUGUGCUCUAAUGUGUUUAAUAGCAUCUACCUCCCUGCUUUCGAAAGGUGGUCAAGUCCAUGCUGCAGUUUUCUACUCAGAUCUCCAAACUUUGACACCUAAUACCAAACUACAAACAUUCCCAAGUCGGUUUUCUCAGUUCGUGUCCCCUUUGAACAGUUAUUUAGAGUUUAUUAAGGAACCCACCGUUGGUCUCUGGUGGUGGUCCACGGAGUAGCAAAUCACCAUGUUGGUUCCUGUCCUGGUUGGGUGUGGUGGUCUUGAGGUCUGAGUGAUUGUGGGUUUGCAGCUGCCAGUCCAGCUCAGGAGGCAGAUGUUCUUCUGACUUGGGCGAACCUUCAGACUUCAGAGAAACAUGGGUGAGGUCUUCUUCACUCCUACAAAGUAGCAAUUAUCUUUCUUCCAAUGUUCAAUUAGAUGCAGCGCUCCCCGAGUGACACGGCGCUCCAGUCGAGUGCAAUGCCCCGACUAGCAUGGUAAUUAUAGAGGUAGAAAAAGUGUCAUUCCAUAUCCGUUGAUCUCAGAGGCCUGGGAUCAUCAUCCUCGUGAAAUGUUGAAAGAUGUUCAGGUUAUUUUAGGAGCACAUGCUGGGGACACAUUCUUUCAUCCUCUUGGUUCUUUGAUGUUAAUCCAUGAAUAAAGGAAAAUCUCAUCGGUUACCUGGGAGAUUUUGCUGAACGCUGAACUCUGGUGUCGGUCCAUACGGUGGUCUUGUGAUUAGCAAACCAGGUCGAACUGUUUCAAGUUGUAAUGUUGUGUUUUUAUGUAUAGAAGUGCGAUGCAGUACCUCGACAAUGAGCUUUCCAUUAUGUAGUUUGAAAUAAAGAACAAUA